Molecule: messenger RNA, 1272 nt
Organism: Saxophila tyrrhenica
Lineage: Eukaryota; Fungi; Ascomycota; Dothideomycetes; Mycosphaerellales; Extremaceae
Exons: 8
Coding region: 1-1272 (423 amino acids)
Molecular function (GO): peroxidase activity
Source: RefSeq, a predicted model, not a curated record
AUGAAGACCACCGCAUUGAUUACGGCUUUCCUGGCCGGGAACGUUGCUGCGUUCCCCAACAUGGACAAGAUGACGGCACCUCUCGCUGCUCGCGCAUACGAGGAAGCACAGCAGCUCAAGAAGAGGGCAGUCGACCCGCCGCAGGGUGCUGGCGCGAUGCCGUUGGUUCCACCGCCGUUCGACGCUAAAGCCCAGCGCAUCAGCACCACCGGCGCCCACAAGUGGGUUGCUCCUGGUCCAAACGACGAGCGUGGUGAAUGUCCGGGUCUGAAUGCUUUGGCAAACCACGGCUACCUCCCCCACAAUGGCAAAGCAACCAUCACCCAGUACAUCGAUGCAGUCACCAGCGUGUACGGCAUGGGAGUCGACCUUGCCACCUUCCUCGCUACCUUCGGCGCGGUUGUCGACGGCAACCUUCUGUCCUGGUCAGUUGGCGGCAAGCCACACACCGGCAUUGGCGGCAGCCAUGGCAAUUAUGAGGGUGACAGCUCGCCGUUGAAGGGCGAUCUGUACCAGUACGGCAGUAUUGGGAAGCUCGUCCUUUCGCAAUUCAAGGAGCUUUACGACAUGCAGGCCGAUGCUGAACAGCCCAACUACAAUCUUGAUGUCCUGAGAGACUUCCGCGGCAAGCGCUUUCAGGAGAGCAUCGACAAGAAUCCUAAAUACGUUUACGGACCUUUCACUGGUAUCCUGGUGUCUCAAGCGGCCUAUACCUUCAUCUAUCGCUUCAUGUCGAACAAGUCCGAAGAAUAUCCCGAAGGCAUCCUUGACAAGAACACGCUGAAGAGCUUCAUGGCCAUCUCCGGAUCCGACGACAACCCCAAGUGGACCUUCGGACAUGAACGUAUCCCUGAUAACUGGUACAAGCGCAACACGGCCGACGCCUACACCAUCCCAUACUUCAACACCGACGUCCUCUACUUCGCCGAAACCCAGCCCGAGAUCCUCUCCGUCGGCUGCAACCAAGGCAAAGUCGACUCUUUCAACGCCAUCGACGCUGAUACUCUCUCCAACGGCGCCUACACCGCCAACCAAGCCGCCUCCAACCCUGUCUGCUUCGCGUCCGAGUUCGCGAAGGCCGAACUACCUGGCUUGACUGGGCUCGGAAGUGUGGCGUUGGCGCCGCUGACGAAGACUCUGAAUGGGUUGACGAGUGGUCUGAACUGUGCGAGUAUCGGGAGCGUGAACACCAGUGCGCUUACUGCGUGCCCUGGUUUCUCGUUCUAUGGGGGACCGAAUGCAAAGGUGGCGAAGGGGGCGAUUCAGUCGUGA